Symbiodinium sp. CCMP2592 is the source of this 3840-nucleotide messenger RNA. Lineage: Eukaryota; Dinophyceae; Suessiales; Symbiodiniaceae. The record is from the annotation of a GenBank genome assembly.
AUGGCUCUCGGCGCGCUCGCCGUGUUUCUGCUUUGGGGACGUGCGGCGUGGCGCCGGUCGCCCCCGCCCGUGUGGACACUUGUCGCGUCGGAGCUCCUGGGCUGCUUGGAAGCGGGGGGCGAGCGCGAGUUGGAAGCACUUGCGGCGGAGGUAGGCCAAACACCGACGGAGCUCUUGGGCAAGGUCCUGCGCGAAGCAACCCUGCCACACGCGUCGCAACUCCCCUCGCCUCCCCUCACAAGCGGAAGCCCGCUCCCGCAGCGCACGCCAAUUUGCCCCCGUCACGCUGUCGACGUCCACGCUGACCGCCACGGCCAGCACCAGACGCCGCCGACAACGCGAACUGCCAACCACGCCGCCCCGAGCGACGUAGGCCACACAGACUCGUUACCUUGCCUGCCGAAGCUUUACUUGCCGCAGCCGUUUUGGUCCUGCCCUAGAGUUUCCGUGGCCCCAAUGGCUGCAGCAUCUGGCCCGGUGGACUGUCGCAUCUGCGGCAGACGGCCAGCAACGGACAUGGACCGCGCGGCCCGGCCACUUGUGAGACGGGGCGCUGCAUCCCAGCCAGCAUUGGAGAUACCUCCACGAUAUCUUAAUCUGGCGACUCCGACCGGAGCCGCUGAUUUGAGCCUUUGCGAGCGAACCGGGUGCGGAAAAGAACGGCUGCUGCAGGUUGCGUGUUUGCAUGCAUGGUCAGCGGGAGGGAGCUCGGACGUGCGAGCGCGACCACACCGCCGCGACCGCAUCAGGCGACCUGCAAGCCCCCUGCCUUCGCCGCAGCGCCGCCCCGCACGCCAUCUGCUCCAGCCGCACCCCACGCUGGGCCGACGCAUCGGCGAGGCCACCAACCCAGGCCUUCCCACACGCGGGGACCACGCGCACGACGACGUGUCACGGCGACGCAGCAGAGCCUUGCACGCGCUCGCGCAAAUGCGACUCCUGCCCGAACCUGCCGCUCCCGAUUCGGGGGCGGAAACGCUGUCUGACACGCUGAGCGCGCACACCGCGAUAGCCUCGCCCAGGCGCUCGCUCAGCCCCGCACGUGCGGAACCGAACCUAGUGGGAGAAGCCGCUCCGACCGCGUGGGAAGCCACACCGGGUUUCACGCCACCGGGCUCCCCAGGACCGCCCGCCGCCCCCGCACCUGGAUGGCUCGACGCCCCCCCGCCCGCUGCCGAACCAAGCGAGCGCAACUCUUGGCUGUUCGUGCCGCUGCUCCAUGCGGGAGCCGGGUUCCUGACCGACACUGCGCGACGAGCGUGGAGAGCCGCAGGAGCGGUAGGCUCCCGGUUCGAGGUUCGAGGAGCUCGCCGCGGCCCUAGCGGGGGCACCGCCCCAGCAACCAGCAGUGUUGCUCCACGCGCUAUACGGACACUCGUCGACUGCGACACAGGUGGGGAGCUCCGUUCUCGUCAUCCGCUCGAGGCCGAGCUGGACCGCGAACUCCAGGCACUACCAGCAGCCCCACUGCCCCUGCCAGCUGCCGUGUCGCUUAGCAUGGGCCGAGAUGGCUACAUCCCGGCACGGACGCAAUCAGCAUUGCUCCAAACGUUCUGCGGCCUGGCCGUCGCAACUGCAGCCCAGUCCAUGGCUGACGAUGUCCGAGGCUCCAUGAACGUUCUAGCAGCCGUGGCAGCGGAACAGGCGCAGAGCCGGAGACGCCGUGGGGGCAGGGGGCGAGGUAAUCGAGGCGGCCGCCGCGGCCGUGGCGACGAGGCCCACGCCCGGCAAGCCGACGACGACAGCGUCGAGGACGCCGGCCAGUUGCCGACGCAACCAGCCCCGGCGAGUCGCGCGGUCCCGUCGAGCACUCACCUUGAAAGCCUGCAAGCCCUCGACCUCGCGGCCGAGCUGCGCCAGCGCGUGCACACACUCCAAUCCCCCCCCAGGCAGCUCAGAGGCCUGCUGCGUCACGCUUUCCGCGUCGGCUUGGAGACCAUCCGCGACGCGCCGACGCCAGAGCAAGCGAGCGUGGGCUGGAAGCUGUUCUUGCUGGCGCCCCGCAUGCUUCUCUAUCGCGCGCCUGGCGCAACCCGCGUGGCCUCGCACGAGCUACGACGACGCGAAGCGCUCUUCCUGGCCGGGAAGUGGCUCGACCUGCUCAACGAGGCCGCCGCGGCGCCACGGCCGAAACCCCAGGAGCGGCGCGCCCGCUACUGGGAGACUUGGCCUUUGGACCACUGGGACCUCGUGAUCCAUGGGGAGUUCCUGGUCCUUUACCGCAAGGCCUGGAACCACAACCUCCGCAGCAGCAGCGCGGCGAUCACCGACUACCACAAGGCUAUGAGCAGGGCAACGACGGCCUCCACGGCGGAGGUGGUGAAGUCAAGCACUACCGCUCUGCCUGCUCUACCCGCGGUGAGUGAUCCUGCGGAGGCGGCCUUGGCGUUUCAGGACUGGGUGGAGGUUUCGUCUUCGGCUAUGGGAGAUAUCAGCGAGAGGUCUGGAAACUGGUGGUCUUCAGUACUUCAGGUUGUUGAGAAGACAUAUUCUGAGUGGCUUGCGGCCACCCCUUUGGAGAGACUUGGAGUUGCGCCACCUACAAGUCAUGGCCUCUGCACUGGUGGCUGGGCGAGACUGAACGCCCGGGCGGCAUCAAUGCUAUUGUCUGCAAUGGGGGACGAAGUGAAGAAUGAGAUGGAGCUGCCGAGCGACAUGAUGUACUACGACGUUUACAGGCUGGACGCCCAGCCAAGUUUGGAGUCUGUUCAAACCUACCAGAAGCACUUGCAGGCCGAAAUAGAAGUGAUCGCAGCAGGGACCAGGGCAUCGGACUUCGUCGUGGGGAAGCCAGGAGCACGUCCAUCACAAGGCGGGGCAGCGGGGAAAGACAAAACUGGCACAGCUUCGCAGAGCUCAACGAUGGCCCCCUUGUCUUUGCCUCUGUCCUCUACGGCGCCGUCUACGGCAUCCACGACAAUCUCCGGGACUCCCUGGACUUUUGAAGCGCUAGUGCAAGCGGCGCAGCAGGUUGUCCAGUCGCAAGGGCUAAGUGAUGGAGGAAGCUCACCCGAAAAGACGGCGAGCGCUCAGCGGAAGACGGUGAAGAUCAGUUACAUCCAUGUGUGCUCCACGGGAAGAUCGGCAGCUGCCCUGCUGGACUCUGGGGCAACUCACUGCUUGAGGAGUGCUUAUGAUCGAGACGAAUGGCAGCAGUCUGAAGAAAUCCUGGUGGAGCUGGCGGGUGGAAGCAAUUUGGUCAUGCGAAUGAGUUCUACGGGAACCCUGCUUAUGCCUCCGAGAUCAACUACGACCUCGGCAACCACUACGGCGACGGCGGCUCAGACUAUCGUCCCAGUGGGACAGUUGGUUAAAGUGCUCGGGUACACGUUGGUGCGACAGAAUGCCGCUUUCUACUUCGCAUGUCCACAGCUGUGUGAGGCAGAAGCGUUGUCUUUGAUAGCGCGAAUCGAGGACCGCAAGCGGGAGACCUUGGAGAACCUAGUCGAGGACACCAAGGACCGGGUUUCAGUCGCAGCUCAGAGAAUGAGUCGAGGAUGGCAGGAUCACCUGCUGGAGUACGUUGAGACGGGGUCUAUGUUGGCUGGAGAACAUCACCCCUGGAAGCUGGAGUAUCAUGAAGUCAGUGGGCUUUCUGACGAGGGACAUUAUCAGGUGAUAGAGCUGGACUUGGAUGUUGUACCUUUACGCAGUCGCAAGGGCAGCGAGGAGACGGAGAACUAUGCGAUGGAACAAGGAUCGACCCGUCGCCUUUAUGCUGGAGCAUCCUUCGGCGACCACGCUAACUACGAGGACGGGACUGGACAGCACAUCGAUAUGGACAUUGACGAGGUGACCUUUGACCAAGCGCGAAGGUGUGACAUCGUCUACAGCGUGUAG